AGGGCGACAGCCAAACAGCCCACACCGAGCAGAGCCUGUGGGCAGGACACCGGCACCAGAGACGGCGAUUUAAUUGAAACCAUCUUUUCAAAAAUCUCUCUUCCCUACUAGACUGCCCCUGCUGACUUCGGCUUCUCCUCGGAGCAACUGAAACACACAUGUGUCAUCUUGCACAUUUUCUAUCCCCCGCCUCUAAGGCUAAGAUUGGCCAGAAAGUCAGAGUCAACUUUUGGUGAACUUUGGUCUGCUCCUGAUCAAUAAUGGGGAUCAUUUGGGUGGUUAUUAGGCUGAGUUUCUGACCGAUAUUAAUCAACCUACAGUAGGGGCAGGGCAACAUGAAUCUAGCUGAUCAGGCCCGUUAUUGGCUGUAAUAAUGCUUUGGCUUUUAAAGUUGUAAGAUGCAUUUCAUAGUUGGACUCAGAAAUAAACGUGCAGAAUAGCGCUUUGAUGCAAAAAUGCAAAAAUGCAAAACAAAACACUUGGACAAGAACUAAUUGACAUCAGAAAAUAAGGCUCUGGAGUCAUGAUAAUGCUGAAACUCUGGACUCUUCUUCUUGCCUAUGCGCUGAUCAUUUGUCAGAUGUACAUCUCUCAGGCAGCUCCAUCCAGAACUAGCAAGGAGUCAAUUUCAGAUGGAGUCACACUAUCGAAUGAUGAUGUGCAAAGGUUACUCGGAGCUAUCAAGGAGUUCAUGCAGAUAACUUCAGAUGAGCAAGACCGCCAAACAGCUGAUGGGAACAGCAAUGCAACAGCACAGAAGCGGGCAUGCAACACAGCCACCUGUGUCACCCAUCGCUUGGCUGACUUGCUGAGUCGGUCAGGGGGACUGGGACACAGCAACUUUGUUCCCACCAAUGUGGGUGCCCAGGCAUUUGGCAGACGGAAGCGGCGUGGCCCUGUGUGAGCACAAAAGCAAAUACAUGGACUGAGUGCCUCCUGCGUCAUCAUCCACCUACAAACACUUUUCAAUGAGAGCGUCAUUUAGAAAAUUACCCUUCACAAACAUGGAGUGACGUCUUAAAUUUUUAGUCUGUGCUUAAAAACAGCAAAAUAACUAGCAUUGGUGUCAUCGUCGUCAUGGAAAAGUAACUGGGAAUAUAUCUUCUUCUGCUAAGAGAGUUUAGAAUGGUUUUUUUUCUGUCUUUUCCUGAGGCUCAACUGCACUUCUGACCUGUGUCUGCAGUACAGUGUGUCAAACUGGAAGUCUUGUACUGUACAUCUGCACCACCAACUAAACUUUCAACAACUGUGGCUGUCUUGUGCCUUGAUGUAAAUCUCUUCAUUGCAUUUCAUUAAAGUGCACAAUGCAAUUAUGAAAAAUGUAUUAAUAAUU
Xiphias gladius (swordfish) is the source of this 1333-nucleotide messenger RNA. It is a transcript of the gene calca, whose product is annotated as calcitonin/calcitonin-related polypeptide, alpha. Gene Ontology annotation, cellular component: extracellular region. The record is from RefSeq and is a predicted model, not a curated record. Lineage: Eukaryota; Metazoa; Chordata; Actinopteri; Istiophoriformes; Xiphiidae. The transcript is spliced from 5 exons. The coding region runs from base 524 to 904 and encodes 126 amino acids. Gene Ontology annotation, molecular function: hormone activity; calcitonin receptor binding.